AUGUCUGCUGCGGCCUCGGAGGCCGCCCCUUUGCGCUUCUCCGGAGAGAAUGAGGAUGGAAGAGAAUACAAGAGAUGGAAGACUUGGGUAAAGAACAAGCUCUUGACCCUGGACAAGUUACCUGAAACUGCUCGAGGAGCCUAUAUAUACACGUUGUUGGCUGGCAAGGCCUUGGAGGCUGUUGAACACCUGGAUCCUGGCGACUAUCAGAAGAAGGAUGGCGACCAGGUCCUGUGGUCGUUGCUGGACAAAAGGUUUCCUCAGCUGGAAGUGGUCGAUGAGCUUGGUGAAAUCCUGGGCGAGGUUUUCAAUCUUCGCUCCCAGGAGGGGGAAACGAUGAAACAAUGGGCUGCCAGAGCAUCGGAGCUGUUCGACCGAUGCCACAGGAAAACAGGAGUUCAGUUUCCUGACGAAGCCAGGGGCUGGCUUUUGUUGCACAGGGCCAACCUCAGCGAGGAGCAGAAGGCCGUGGUCAUUUCGCGUGCCCGUGGAGAUCUCAAACGGGAAUCCAUUGCAGCAGCUCUCCGAUCAUGCUACCCCGACCUUGUUGUUGGAAAACGGCGAACAGCCGUUGCAUUGGCAGAAGAGACCAUGGACGAUCCGACCGAGCCCCACGAUGCCUGGGAAGAAGAUUUUUCAGACGUGGAGCGCCUGCUGGAAGACCAUCAAUCGUCCGCUGAUUGGGCCGCUGACACGGAGGCCUACAAUGAAGCUGAGGCUGCUGGUGAGUGGACCCCUGACGAGGUCAUGCUGGUUUCCUCACCAGGAUUUGGUGUGUUGGAUUCGGGCUGUGGUAGGACAGUUGUUGGAGCUUCAACUUUACAGAGCUUUGAAAAGCUGUGGUCUCAGCGUGGCUGGACAGUGCCCUCCAAGAUUUCCGAGGUGCACCAGUUCAAGUUCGGAAAUGGUGAUGUGGAGACCUCCCACUAUUCCGUUCAGAUGCCCGUCAUCCUGGCUAAUCGCCGAGGGGUGAUCAGAGCUGCAGUGAUCAAAGGUGACGCUCCUCUUCUGGUGAGUCGCAGUGCCUUGAAGUCCCUUGGCGCCUCACUGGAUUUUCAGAAGGACUGUCUCAAUGUUUUUGGUCAAUCUGUUCCACUCAAGACAAAUGGAGCAGGACAGUAUGUGGUUGAUUUGCUUUCCCCCAAAGACACUCUAGCAGCUGAUUUCACGGAAGUCAUGACCCUUGAGCCUCAUCCUCAUCCAGCGAACCGGUCGCCGGAAGCGCCCGAAGCAGACACACCCUUGACUCUCGAGCCAUCUGCAUCGCCUGCGGCGGAUGAGAAGUAUGGUCUUCAAUUGCCUGAGAGUGACCGGUACAUCCGUAAGAGCACCCGUUUGUUGGUCUCUCAUGAAGACAUGUCCAGCCUGGGUCUCACGUGUGACCAGACUGGAACGCAUCAGUGUCAUGAUGUGAUCGCCGGAAGUGCACCUGGUGUUCCUCGUAUCAGUACAUUUGCUGGUGCCUACCCCGUGAAAUUUGUUCAAGCGGUGUUGAAUACGAUACCUCAGUUUCAGCUAGAUCGAUCCAAGGCCACCUCGUCAUGUGAAUGCAUCGCUCAUGUAGAAGUCAUCAAUGAAGAAGUCCCCGAUGCGUCAUGGACAGAGAUCCUAGCCGCUGGACAGGAGCUCUUGACUAAGGUGAAGGAAGAAGGUUCGGUCCAUCUGUUGCUGAACGCUUUGAUGGAGCACGAAACCAGUGAAUUUGAGUUUGUGCCCUCUGCUGGAUACAGCCUGGACAGUGGUGCCAUGAAUGACUCGUCCAAGCGUCGCCUGACCGCUGACUCGAGUCAGGCCCCACAUGUGCAUUCCCAGAGGCCGAUCGUGAAGAUGAGCUCCCAGGACCAGGGAUCGAUUCCUCUCCCCAAGGGCAUCACCUCGAUGGACCAUUGGGGUAAGACCUUGAUCACUUCAGGAAAGCUGUCUAAGCAGAACCUCAGCUAUGAAGACCUUGCAAGUUCACCUGAGACGGAUUUGGUGAACUACAGUCGAUGGCUCAUGGCGCAGAAAGACCGCACCAACAUGUCGCCACCCAUCAAGGACCUCAUUGCCUACUUGCUGGCUUACACGGAGUUGGCUGAGGGGUCGACUGAACGAUUCCCAGACAGCACGAUCCCACGGAAGUUCAAGAGUUGA
Durusdinium trenchii is the source of this 2133-nucleotide messenger RNA. Lineage: Eukaryota; Dinophyceae; Suessiales; Symbiodiniaceae. The record is from the annotation of a GenBank genome assembly.